Tilletiopsis washingtonensis is the source of this 674-nucleotide messenger RNA. RefSeq lists its product as hypothetical. The coding region runs from base 81 to 518 and encodes 145 amino acids. The transcript has a single exon. Lineage: Eukaryota; Fungi; Basidiomycota; Exobasidiomycetes; Entylomatales. The record is from RefSeq and is a predicted model, not a curated record.
CCCUCUCAUGCCUCGGCACCGCUCACGGCGCGCGCGGCUCGCAGCGUGCCUCGCGCGCGUCCAAGAACGCCGCGCCCGUCAUGCGUCGCCCAGAUCAGCCGGAUGCUCUUGGCUCGCCUGUCGCUCGGCCUCUUUCUCGCCGUGCAUGUUCUCAGAGGCAGCUGCGACUCUCACAUUCACCGGCUCGCGCCUCUUUGUCCUCCUGGCGCUGUCUGCUGAGCAGCGUUGCAGCGCUGGAUGAGGCUCACAGCCCUGGAGAUGGCAGCCGUGCCUCGACGCGGCACGGUGACGCAGCGCCUGCAGCCGCACGCGCCACAGCGGCAUCGGGCGCUUGCAGCGUCCAAAAAGAGCGCUGCUGCAGGCCGAUCCUUUCCACAGGCUUGCGCCCCUUUGACAGGCUCAAAGGCACCGCUCUCGCUGCCUCCGAGGACUCUCAGGCUCGGCCUGACGUUAGCGGCAAUGUGUCCGGGACAGCUGUCAAAGCCAAGGGCCUCGAGCUGACGCUGGUGGCUGGCUGAUGAUCUGCAGUCGACGGAGUUCCGAGGCGGCCGCGUGAGACAGCCGCUUGCAUGCAGCGUGCAGGUGCGUUCGCAGGAGCUGAACGAUCUCGCAUGAGCGGUCAGGCUUGGGGGCGUGCGGCGUCAAGGCUUCAUUACGAGUGAACAGAGAUGUGC